Molecule: messenger RNA, 477 nt
Organism: Colletotrichum truncatum
Lineage: Eukaryota; Fungi; Ascomycota; Sordariomycetes; Glomerellales; Glomerellaceae
Product: ribose 5-phosphate isomerase
Biological process (GO): carbohydrate metabolic process
Molecular function (GO): isomerase activity
Source: RefSeq, a predicted model, not a curated record
AUGGGCAGCGAUACUUCCCAAAAAUACCGGAUUGUCGUCGGCAGUGACCAGGAGGCCGGUAUCAAGUACAAGGAUGCAAUCAAGGCAGACUUCCAAAACGAUUCCCGUGUUGAGUUUGUAGAAGACGUGGGAAGCCAUGAGGGCACCGACAAGACGGCAUACCCCCAUAGAGCGGCGGCAGCAGCUCAACUAGUCGCUGAUGGCAAAGCCGACCGUGCCCUUUUGAUCUGUGGCACUGGACUCGGCAUGGCCAUUUCUGCCAACAAGGUCAAGGGCAUUCGAGCCGUCACAGCGCAUGAUAGCUUCAGCGUGGAAAGAGCCAUCCUGAGCAAUGAUGCGCAGGUAUUGUGCAUGGGUGAGAGGGUGAUUGGUUUGGAACUUGCGAGACGACUUGCCAAAGACUGGCUUAGCUACGAGUUUGACCCUAAGAGCAACAGUGCGGAAAAGGUUAGGGUGAUCAACAGUCUAGAAGCUUAG